Molecule: messenger RNA, 957 nt
Organism: Gadus chalcogrammus (walleye pollock)
Lineage: Eukaryota; Metazoa; Chordata; Actinopteri; Gadiformes; Gadidae
Product: tumor necrosis factor receptor superfamily member 14-like
Exons: 9
Coding region: 100-861 (253 amino acids)
Biological process (GO): positive regulation of peptidyl-tyrosine phosphorylation; positive regulation of T cell migration; defense response to Gram-positive bacterium
Cellular component (GO): external side of plasma membrane
Molecular function (GO): protein binding
Source: RefSeq, a predicted model, not a curated record
GUUUUUCCGAGCGGUCGGAGUCGGAGCCCACUGAUGCGCGUUUGAAAAUUUGGAUGACAAUCAAGAUAUUUCCAGUAUCCGCCACACAAUGAUGUCUUGAUGAUGGGAGCUUCUGGAAUAAAGAUUGGACAGCCUUGUCCAACCACCUUGGUACAUUUAGUUUGGCUGUUUUUUAUUGCAGGUACUAUUGUAUCAGCAAAUUGUCCCCCGAAUGAAUACCGACAUGGAAUUGAAUGUUGCCCUGAAUGUCCAUCUGGAAAGCGUGUGUCCGAGGACUGUAGAGAGUAUAAAAUGACGGCCUGUGAGCUGUGCAGUGAAGGUACUUUCCACAAUGGCUAUAAUAAGCGUAAAGAAUGUGAUCCCUGUACAGACUGUCCUCCAGGUCUAGGUUUGAAGGUUAAGAAGCCGUGUACAACCACAUCAGAUGCUCUGUGUGAGCUACUGGAUGGAUACUUCUGUAAGGAGACCAAGAGGGGUGGAUGUAUGGCAGCACAGAGACACAAGGAUUGCAGUCCUGGUCAAUACAUCAGACAAAGAGGAACGGCAUCUGAAGACACAGUGUGCAUCAAAUGCAUUGAUGGAACAUUCUCAGAUGGCAACUCAACUUCUUGUCUGCCUCACACAAGAUGUGGUGAGGGACAGCAGCAGAUAAAACCAGGAACACAAUCAACCGAUUCUGAAUGUGGAGAACCUUCAAAAGCAUUAUUAUGGCUCAGCUCAAUACCAAUCGUCUUAAUACCAGUGUUCAUUCUCAUGCUUUGUGUUUGUUACAAAAAAAAAAAAAAAAGCAUGGAAUGCAACUGCUCAACGAUUGAUGGAAAGGUUGAAACCUACUUUGAGAGAGGUCCCCAACAGAGAUGAACAACAGACUUCAGAAUGAAUGACCGUUUGAUCUUUUAACGUUUUCAGCAGGUAUGUCCAAAGUGUGUUGUAUUCUUCUCUUCAGUUGCCCAUUUC